ACUAGAGGGAACUCGGACGUAUAUCUGGAUAUUCAUACAUAACGCCUCCCUGUGGCUUUGUCUGCUGAAUGAAUAGCCGACGCACUCCUCUGACUGCUUCCACUGGAAUCCUCGGUUCCGAAACGAUUAACUCGGCCUGAGCCCAUCAUGCAUCGGCUACUCUGGUCUGCCGAGCGGCGGAGGGUCAUCAGUGCGCAGUCCCGGUCCCUCAAGUAGACACCGCCGCUCUCACUUCAUUCGCGUGCUCUUUUUCUCGCGAUUUUCUUUCCCAUUUUUGCUCCCGUUUACUUGGACUUCAACGGAUCGGUCAACAUGGGCAAAAAGGAGGAAGAGGAAAUCAUCAGAAUCGCGAAGAAGAUGGAUAAAAUGGCGCAGAAGAAAAACGGGGCCGGGGCUUUGGACUUAUUGAAGGAGCUGCGGAGUAUCCCCAUGACUCUCGAGCUGCUUCAGUCUACUAGAAUUGGGAUGUCCGUUAACGCCAUCCGCAAGCAGAGCACAGAUGACGAGGUCACAUCCCUAGCCAAGGCCUUGAUCAAAUCAUGGAAGAAGCUUUUGGAUGAACCGAACAGUGGCGAUAAACCGGAUGAAAAGAGGAAAGAGCAAAGGUCGUCGGUUUCUCCCUCGCAGGGAAGCCCAGAAGCAAAAGAAGAAAGCAGCUCAAGCAGUAACUCCAGCAGCAAGAGCGAGGCAGCGGAAGUUUCAGCCAACACAUUGAUCGACACAUUUCCUCGUGCCCCCAACACUUCCGAUUCUAUCAGGAUCAAGUGCCGAGAGUUGCUGGCCAAUGCUCUACAAACGGGAGAUGAUCAUAUUGCUAUUGGUGCCGAUUGUGAUGAACUUGGUGCACAGAUCGAAGAAAUUAUCUUUCAAGAGUUUAAGAACACAGACCCGAAAUACAAGAAUCGCGUGCGCAGCCGAAUCUCGAAUUUGAAAGAUAUAAAGAACCCUAAUCUACGGAGGACUGUGCUCUGUGGGAGUGUCACCCCGGAGCGGAUGGCGAAGAUGAGCGCAGAGGAAAUGGCCAGUGAUGAGUUAAGAGAUUUGAGAAAGAAUUUGACCAAAGAGGCUGUCCGGGAACACCAGCUGUCCACCACCAAAGGCACUGAGACGGAUCUAUUCACCUGCGGCAAGUGCAAGGGGAAGUGCUGCACCUACACACAGGUUCAAACUCGCAGCGCUGAUGAGCCAAUGACCACGUUUGUCUUCUGCAAUGACUGCGGGAAUAGAUGGAAGUUCUGCUGAGUCUGCACUGCACGCCGACAAGUAGCAAACUUCCAGAACCAGGUUAUCUCUCUGCAACAGAUCGGCUCUUUGUAUUCUGUGGGACACAACACGCCGGACAAAGAUGCCACAAGUUACUGUUUGAAUAAAUAUCCUGUUCAUAGAUUUGAGCUUUUUGUCAGUACCCCAAUACCCCCCCCCCCAAAAUAUUUUACUAUUGCUAUUAGUUGUUUUUGUUCAAGGUCACUCUUCUCUCAUUAUCUUUUAUCUGCAUUUUAUAUGUAGUUUUAACACUUUGAACAAUGUUGUUUUGCUUUUCCCUCACAGCAUUGUUGCAUUGUUUUAUUUAAUUGCCCAAUAAAAAUGUAAUCCAUUUGAUUAAAAAGAAGUGAUUUUCA
This is a messenger RNA of Pseudoliparis swirei, 1619 nucleotides long. RefSeq names its product transcription elongation factor A (SII), 1 (gene tcea1). The coding region runs from base 313 to 1242 and encodes 309 amino acids. Gene Ontology annotation, biological process: transcription elongation by RNA polymerase II; DNA-templated transcription; positive regulation of transcription by RNA polymerase II. The transcript is spliced from 10 exons. The record is from RefSeq and is a predicted model, not a curated record. Gene Ontology annotation, cellular component: nucleus. Lineage: Eukaryota; Metazoa; Chordata; Actinopteri; Perciformes; Liparidae. Gene Ontology annotation, molecular function: zinc ion binding; nucleic acid binding.